Molecule: messenger RNA, 805 nt
Organism: Phalaenopsis equestris
Lineage: Eukaryota; Viridiplantae; Streptophyta; Magnoliopsida; Asparagales; Orchidaceae
Exons: 2
Coding region: 61-558 (165 amino acids)
Source: RefSeq, a predicted model, not a curated record
CUCAUUUAAAGCUUAUUGAUCAAGUAAAGUUUCAAUUUUGAAACAAUAAGGUGAGCUAAAAUGCCAUCCGCCGGCCGUCGGUCUCUUCCCCUCUCUCCCGCUUCCGGUUUCUCUCCAAUGGACGAUCCUCACGAUCCCUUUGCUUCCAUCAUAUUCGAAUGUAUAAUACCUCCGGAGGCACAAGAAGCUCUCCGUCACGCGCCGGAAGUCGUCGAACCUGGUUUGUGCUCUGCGAUCUCCCGCCUAAAUUGCCGGACUUUCCCUAUUGCUCGUAAUCCCGAUACUCCUUCGGAGAACCAGAUGCUUCCUGAUUCUCCGUUGAGCCAAAUUGACAAGGGGAACUUUAAUGGCGCUCCAACCCGCACCGAGUCAUCUUCCAGUUCCAUCCCUGAACGGACGCUUCCGCUGGACAAUUUCAUCGACCUAGUUAAGCAUUUCUCCCUGCAUUCGGAUCGGAGCUUAGGUGAUAAAGACAUUCUCGAAAUCGCUGAAAGGAAAGGCAUUCAUUUCCCUCCACCCGAGUGGUGGCGUACUGGUGGCUACAAAAAGGUGCCAUAGAGGCUGUUUGAUGAAGCUUUCCUAUUUUUGAGGUCGAGACGGUCUUGCUUUCUGCUAUACUUUUCCUUUUGCGUGAUUCCUCCAAACUGUUAGAUGAAACGGCGAUGAAACCUUUGUUUUUUUUUUCCUUUUGAUGAUGACGCUGUUUAGUCCUUCUGGCACAUGAUCUCGAUCGCUUCUUUCUAUUUUGCAUGAACCAGAUUGGGUCAUCAUUUUAUUAAACACUAUUGUUUGUUCAUAUGAAACU